Messenger RNA from Arachis stenosperma, 507 nucleotides. RefSeq lists its product as uncharacterized. NCBI's taxonomy places the organism in Eukaryota, Viridiplantae, Streptophyta, Magnoliopsida, Fabales, Fabaceae. The coding region runs from base 1 to 507 and encodes 168 amino acids. The transcript has a single exon. The record is from RefSeq and is a predicted model, not a curated record.
AUGACAAGGGAACCUGCAAUUGCACUACACAUAACAACCCUAAGUCCUUCAUGGCUAGACCCCAUCACCAACUACCUAGAACACGGCCAAGUCCCUGGUGACGAAAAGGAUGCGGUGAAAUUAAGGAGAGAAGCGGCCAAAUACGCCGUCAUCCAAGGACAGCUGUUCAAAAGGGCUCAGCCACCCCUACUGAAGUGCCUACACCCCGACCAAACGGACUAUGUCCUCAGGGAAGUCCACGAGGGCUGCUGUGGGCACCACAUCGGAGGAAAAGCCCUAGCGAGGAAGUUGAUCCGAGCUGGGUACUACUGGCCGUCGAUGAUGGCAGAUUCCAAAGAGUUUGUCAAAAAGUGCAUAAAGUGCCAACAGAACGCCAACUUUGCCAAGGCACCGGCAAACGAGUUGAGCUUGCUGACGACCUCCCGGCCAUUCGCUCAGUGGAAUCGACCUCUUAGGGCCCUUCCCUGUCGGCCCUGGGCAGGUCAAAUAUCUCAUAGUGGCAAUUGA